This is a messenger RNA of Oncorhynchus keta (chum salmon), 919 nucleotides long. RefSeq names its product E3 SUMO-protein ligase NSE2-like. The record is from RefSeq and is a predicted model, not a curated record. The transcript has 4 exons. The coding region runs from base 49 to 471 and encodes 140 amino acids. Gene Ontology annotation, cellular component: nucleus; Smc5-Smc6 complex. Lineage: Eukaryota; Metazoa; Chordata; Actinopteri; Salmoniformes; Salmonidae. Gene Ontology annotation, molecular function: zinc ion binding; SUMO ligase activity. Gene Ontology annotation, biological process: protein sumoylation; double-strand break repair via homologous recombination.
UGUUACCUGCCUCCUGUUCUCCAGGUGAGGAACCAGGAGCCCGAGGCCAUGUUCAGACUGAAGUCCCUGGUGAAGGAGAAGUUCACUGAGACACACGGCAGUCUGUCUGAGGGAGAGCUGCAGAACCACGUCAAGCUGGUCAGCUUUAAGGAGAACGUCAGAAACGCACUCAAAACAGUGAACCCUGAGGCAGCAGAGAAUAUGGAGGAGGAGAUGGAUGAGGACGUUGCUGUGACGCAGAGUGAGGUUAACUUCACCUGUCCCCUGACUCAGGUGGAGAUGGUGAACCCAAUGAAGAACAAGAAGUGUAACCACCACUACGACCGGGACGCCAUUAUGGGGAUGAUCAAGGCCAGGCAAAACCAGAAGAAGAAGUUACGCUGUCCGGUGGUUGGCUGUGGCAACACGGACGUGAAGCAGGGAGACCUGAUCCUAGAUCAGAUUAUGAAGAGACAGAUCCAGAAGAGGUAGACUACCCAGGCACUAUUCUGGGGUACGCCAACUCAUCAAGCCUGACAAUAAUAAUUAGACUUUUAUUUAAUUGAGGAAAAAACAUUACUUUUUGUUGUGACCAAAUGUUAUCUUGCUGCUGUGUCUGAUCGUAUUUGUUCAUCACAGAAUUGCACUAUUCUGAAGUUUUAUAUAACAAAACCUCUCUUUAUUUAUACAUAAGGGAUUCAUAUUUUUUAGUCAGUUCAAUAAAGGUUUAUUGGGGGGGGGGUUAGUGAUUACAGCAUUGGGCCAGUAACUGAAAGGUUGCUAGAUCGAAACCCUAAGCUGACAAGGUAAAAGAAAAUCUGUCAUUCUGCCCCUGAAUAAGGCAGUUAACCCACUUUUUUCCCUGGUAGGUCGUAUUUGUAAAUAAUAAUUUGUUCUUAACUGACUUGCCUAGUUAAAUAAAAAAAACAUUUUAAAAAUA